This is a messenger RNA of Myotis myotis, 1317 nucleotides long. RefSeq names its product spindlin-2. Gene Ontology annotation, biological process: regulation of DNA-templated transcription; gamete generation. Lineage: Eukaryota; Metazoa; Chordata; Mammalia; Chiroptera; Vespertilionidae. The transcript is spliced from 2 exons. Gene Ontology annotation, cellular component: nucleoplasm; cytosol. The coding region runs from base 450 to 1241 and encodes 263 amino acids. The record is from RefSeq and is a predicted model, not a curated record.
UGGGAACUGGGGAGAAGUCGAGGCUCUUUUCCUAGGCAAGAAAGGAUGCCGGUGCAGUGAAUAGCAAGACGGGGAGGCCUCUUUACUGAGCGAAAACUAAGAGGAUAUUCUCAUGCGGAAAGGGGGAGGAGACUGCUGCAACUGUAGCGACUGGUGGGAUCCCAAUGUGGCAGAGGGGCCUCUGCCGCCGACCUGAGGCUGAGGGUCCGCAAGCACAGCGCGCUUGCUGGAGACGCCGCCGCCAUCCUCUUCGCCGCCCGCCCCGCCGCCCUCCUGGACGCGCCCCCGGUGCACCGACCCUCUCCAAGCAGCUCUUGCAAGCUCGCGGCUCGCCGCCCGCUCAUUCUCCUUCCACGCGGGCUCACCGCGAAGGCAGGAGCGAGGUGUCCGAUUUGGGCACGUGAGGCCCGCUCCCCGGAGGUGGACGCCAGGCAGGCGAGGCUCUUGGCAUGGAGACCCCCAGCGCACAGGAAGCCGCAGGGCAACAAGCCAGCGCGCAAGCCAGCGCACCGGCGGGACAGGCCACUGGCUCUGCGAACACCAACACCGUGAAGAAGAGAAGCUGCCCAAAGAAGCAGCGGGGCAGACCUUCGUCCCAGCCCCCCAGGAACAUCGUGGGCUGCAGGAUUGCCCACGGAUGGAAGGAAGGCGACGAGCCCGUCACCCAGUGGAAAGGGACCGUUCUGGAUCAGGUGCCUAUAAACCCCUCUCUUUAUCUGGUGAAAUAUGACGGGAUUGACUGUGUCUAUGGACUCGAACUUCACCGAGAUGAGAGAGUUUUGUCUCUUAAGAUUCUCUCGGACAGGGUGGCAUCAUCUCAGGUCGCUGAUGCAAACCUUGCCAACACCAUCAUUGGCAAAGCGGUGGAGCAUAUGUUUGAGGGCGAGCAUGGUGCUAAGGAUGAAUGGAGAGGGAUGGUGUUAGCCCAAGCGCCAGUCAUGAGAUCGUGGUUCUAUAUCACCUAUGAGAAAGAUCCUGUGUUGUACAUGUACCAGCUUCUGGAUGACUACAAGGAAGGAGACCUGCGCAUCAUGCCAGAGCCCAGUGAGCCUCCUCCAGCCGAGAGGGAGCCGGGAGUUGUAGAUGGCCUGAUAGGCAAACAUGUGGAAUAUACCAAAGAAGAUGGCUCCAAACGGAUCGGCAUGGUCAUUCACCAAGUGGAAGCCAAACCCUCUGUGUACUUCAUCAAGUUUGAUGAUGAUUUCCAUAUCUAUGUCUAUGACUUGGUGAAAAAGUUCUAAGUGUUAGUGUAGAAUUUGCCACAUUUGUGAAAGCGAAUGUAUAGUUUGUGGAUUUGCAAAACGAUGUUGUUUUCAG